AGUCUUGAAUGAAGGUAAAAUCCAUUUCAUUCCUCAUAUACUGUAGAAUUGUUUUAUGCAUGGAAAACCAUAAUUACGCUAUAUAAAAUGUAUUUUUGUUCAUAUUCCUGGGUGUCUUGAUAGUUUAGCAUAUAUUGACCUACAUUGCAUUGCUUUUGCUGUCUUUAGUUUAGUGGUUAUUGGUGAUUCCAAAAGUUUUCCAGUGACAUUUAACAUGUGGCAGUGGUUGAGUAAAGUUUUCUAUGGCCGUACCAGGAAGAAGUGAAGGGAAAAUCAAAGCCCUGAGGCUGAAGAUCUACCAGGAGAGUCCUGACAAGGAAGUCAGUGCAAAUUUGUACUUUUUUUUUUUUCUUCUUUUAGUGCUCUGCAGCUACUUCCUCCUAUGAGUAAUAAGCUUCAGAACGACGGCUGCAUUGCUCACAGUGGUGAGGCACAGACACUCUGUCAUCCUGCUGCUUCUAUAUAACCUCCAGAUCCAACAGUACAAAAGGCUGACAGCCAUGGAGACGCUGGUGAAGCAAGCAUAAGGAGGAAAGAUCCCCAAAGACAAGAAAAAAAAGAAACCCACCCGGAUCCAAACAACUCCGUGAUCUGCCAUGGAACAGCGACAGCAACGCAGCAAAGUGGAGCGUUUUCUCAAGCUGGGCUACGCCCACAAGGACAUUGUGAGGGUGCUGGAGAGCCUCCACCAUGACGCCCAGACCAACGACAUUCUAGAAGAACUCAUAAAGACCUGCCACAUUCGUAGCGACAAGAGCGUCCCAAGCAGUGUAAAACUGGUCUCAAGAGGCAGCAGCCCUGGGCCUAUUGGGCCGGUACCGGACAAAGAGCCUGCUUCCUGUUUCAGACCAGUAGUCAUAGACGGAAGCAACGUGGCCAUGAGCCAUGGAGACAAGAAGGUGUUUUCCUGCCAGGGCAUCCAGAUGGCAGUGAACUGGUUCUGGGACAAAGGGCUGCGAAACAUCACUGUGUUCAUUCCCCUGUGGAGGAAGGAGCAGCCGCGGCCCGAGGCCCCCAUUACGGACCAACACAUCCUGCAUGAGCUGGAGAGGAGGAAUAUCCUGGUGUACACGCCGUCACGCUGCGUGAACGGUAAGAGGGUGGUGUGCUACGACGACCGCUUUAUCGUGAGGUUGGCUUUCGACUUGGACGGCAUCAUCGUGUCCAACGACAACUACCGUGACCUUCAGACGGAGAAUCCCCAGUGGAAGAAAUUCAUCGAGGAGAGGCUGCUGAUGUACACCUUCGUCAGUGACAAGUUCAUGCCUCCAGAUGAUCCCUUGGGUCGAAACGGUCCCACCAUUGAUGAUUUUCUGCUGAAGAAGCCAAAGAAUCUCGACAACAAACUGCAACACUGUCCUUACGGAUACAAGUGUACUUAUGGAGUGAAGUGCAAGUUCUACCACCCAGAAAGGACCAACCAAUCACAGCUGUCCGUGGCCGAUGAGCUCCGGGCGCAAAUUGAUAGAGCGAAGACAUCAAGUCUGAAAGCAAGCGUGCAGGACACGCAUCGCUGCCCUGGCGUGUACCAGCCGGAGCACAGGCGCAACCCCUCCGAGGAGACGCCCCACGGCGAGCACUUCAUCUAUCACAGCAGUCCCGUAGGGCAGCCUGGCCCGCGCACCUCCACAAGCCUGGACGUGGACGAAGCCUUCGGCUCCAUGGACAGCGGCAUGUCCAAACUCCACGUCCAGACGGAGCCCCACAGCUACAGCAGCGGGGUGGCCAGCUACAGCCUCAGCCACGAUGGAUACUCCCUCCCGGGGUUGCACUGCGGGGGAGCCUACUACCAUUCCAGUCCGUUCAUGUAUGCAUCCGUGUGCGCCCACUGCACGUGUGCUCACCAGCAGGCCAGGGUGCCCCCGGCUGCCCACCACCCGGCAUGGUCCUCCUGUCCAGCCAUGCCCCCGCAUCACAUGGAGGCCCCCUCUUACUUAAGGCGGACCACCGCCAAGGAGAGCCACAGCCUGCCCAGCGACCCGCACGUGCCCAGUGCCGCCAGAGAGCAACGCAAGGACAUGAGGAGGCAGCUGAGCACGCUCUUCCCCAAGGACACCGUGGACGGCUUCAUGAACGCCUACCCGCACGUGUCAGACAUGUUGGAGCUGAUGUCGCUCAUCAACAACCACAGGAGCAACCACAUUACCUAAGUCAGUUCUCAUUUUGGAAGCAAAAUACUGAAGAUACACCAACACACAGGUGAACCUCUGAGACAGGGGUGUCCAAAGUGCAGCCCGGGGGCCAUUUGUGACCUGAGGCUGUUUUUGUUUUUUUUAUUGGCCCACGACACAUUCUAAAAAUAGAAUUGAACAAGACAACAGGAGCAAAAACGCAAAAAGCAGCAGUAAUUUCACAAGAAUAAUGGCAAAAUAUUAGAAAAUAAAGUUAGAAUAUUACAAGAAAAAACUCAUCUCAAUUUAAUGAGAAUAAAUUCAUAUUAUUAAAAACAUGUCAUUGAAGCAUAAAGUUGAAAUAUAUAAAAAAAAUAUAUAUAUGUAUAUUUUAGAUUUUGGAAAAUUACAUUGGGAAAAAGUUAUAUUAGGAGAAUAAAGCCGUAAUUUUAGGAGGAAAAAAGUUGUCAUUUUAUGAGAAAAAAGUUGUAAUACUACGGAAGAAACAUGUACAUUUUAGAAGCAUGAAGUUGUCAUAUUAAAAGAAAAAGAUGAGUUUAUAACGUCAUGCGGGAAACUAAACAAAACAAAGAAUGAAUUUACAAUGCAAAAUAUCAAAGUGGCACAUCCAUCCUUUGAUUUUUCAAUAUGUGGCCCUCAAUGGAAAACGUUUUGGAUCUGCUCGCUGGAAGACAUUUGAUUUAAGUCAAAGACAAACCCACACAGGGUGGACCUGUAUCGCCGAUACCGAUAAUACAGAUAAAAUGUACAGCAUACAUGUACCACUGUUUUAAAAAAAAGCUUUAUGCUUCACUGAGUGUUUUUCCUCAUCCGUGUCCCGGAUCGCAACAUAAUAUUAAUAGUAAUAAACAGAAGCAAACUGUAAAAAAUAUUGAUCUCAUCGUGCGUGCAUCGAUCCGAUACGGAUCUGCCCGACGCUUUACACAUGGAACAUACACAUGGAACAGUACCGGUACCAGUACCGGUACCACACUCAAGCUUGCGUCAUUUGCGAAGCUCUCGCGUGACGGCAUAUACGAGGAUGGCUGCACUUCUGUGUUUGUAUGAGACUUUCAGUUUAGAACAGGGGUGACAGAAGGGAUGACGGAAGGAAAAAGAACGCAGUUACCGUUGAAAUGUGGCGCAUUAUUGUGCACUGAUAUUGAUAUCAACCGUCUGGAGGUGGCUUCAUUCGCCAUUGUUCAGUACAACUACACUGGAAGCUAAAUAGCUCGUCGACAAGAGUUGCGGUUGCUCAUGUUCAGGAAAACACUGUCCCCUAGCGUUUUGGUAGAGAAUUGCAAGUCAUGAGCGCAGCCCUCGUCUUUAAUCUCAUGAAAAAUCUUUCAGAGGCACAUGCCACAACAAAGCUAAAUCCCAAUUCUUUGGCAAUCUGCCCAACAUUGCUCAUAAAAAAAUAUUUUAUUAGGGUAAUGGCCAAUAAAAAAACGGCUCACUGGAAAUGUCCCCAGGCCCGCACUUUGGAGCCCCCUGCUUUAGAAACUGAAUUUUUUUUUUUUUUUAUUUUUUACACACAAGUUCAUUUGAAAGAGGAGUUGUUAACGUGUCAAAAAUGCUGACUAAUCACUUAUUUGUGCAUUUGGAUGACUGAAAGAGUGCAAGAGUGACAAACACGCCCAUGUAUUUUUUUUAGCUUUAAAAAUCAACUGAUUACGGCGUGAAUGUGUUGCUCUUUCUUUGCUGUUGACGUUUUUUUUUUUUUAAAAAGUGCCAUGCACUGUGCUCCAGACAUGCUACUUCCUGUAGCUUUUCAAAUUAAAGCAGCGAAUGUUGUUUUCUCAUGUUGCCUCAAAGUGAGGAAUGCUAAUGUGUGCAUUAUAUGACUGCUUUUCUAGAAUUAAAUAUAGUCACUUCACUUUUUGUUGUCAACUACAAAUAAACACAACAGUAAAAUGCAUGCUGGGAAAUUAUUUUCGGUGGAAAACGAGACGAUCACUCAUCCAAACAAUUGCGCUUGACAAAAUCCACGACAAAAUGAACUGAUGAAUUUCGUCAACGAAUAUAACCAAGACGGUAAGUUUGACAGAUAUUAAGUCCUUGUGAUAGAACAUCUACACCGGAAGCGUGUCUUCUUCGUUGACACAGGCUAAGCCCAGGUAACAUCACUGAGGUCAUAUGGA
Molecule: messenger RNA, 4252 nt
Organism: Dunckerocampus dactyliophorus (ringed pipefish)
Lineage: Eukaryota; Metazoa; Chordata; Actinopteri; Syngnathiformes; Syngnathidae
Product: endoribonuclease ZC3H12A-like
Exons: 7
Coding region: 597-2150 (517 amino acids)
Biological process (GO): 3'-UTR-mediated mRNA destabilization; nuclear-transcribed mRNA catabolic process, RNase MRP-dependent
Cellular component (GO): cytoplasmic ribonucleoprotein granule; nucleus
Molecular function (GO): mRNA binding; metal ion binding; RNA endonuclease activity
Source: RefSeq, a predicted model, not a curated record